AUGACGAUUGAAGUUUCAUUCUCUUUCAAUACCAGCAACUUUAAAAUGACCGAAGAAAAUAAACCAAAAGCACUUUUCAAUUGGAGUAGUGGUAAAGACUCUGCCUUUGCUUUGUAUAAAACAUUCCAAGAGAAUAAGCUAGAGGUUGUUACUCUGUUGACUAGCGUCAGUGAGGAGUUUGAGAGAAUCUCAAUGCAUGGUGUGCGUGUUGCACUUCUCGAGCAGCAGGCACAGAGCAUCGGUUUGCCAGUGACCAGAAUGAUGUUGCCAAAGGAUGUGUCGAUGGACGGCUAUCGUGAUAUCGUUGGAAACAAAAUGAAGGAGAUGCAAGAGCUCGGUGUUACCCACUCGAUUUUCGGUGAUAUCUUUUUGGAGGAUCUCAGAAAGUACCGUGAGGACCAACUCAACUCGAUCGGCAUGCAGGCGGUCUUCCCACUCUGGAAGAUCGACACCAAACAAUUGAUCCGUGACUUUAUUGACCUCGGAUUCAAAACUAUUGUCACUUGUGUCAAUGGUUCGAAAUUGGACAAGAGUUUUGCAGGCAGAAUUAUCGAUCACCAAUUUCUCGAUGAUUUGCCAGAGAGUGUUGACCAAUGCGGUGAGAAUGGUGAGUUUCAUACAUUUACUUUCGAUGGUCCAAUUUUCAAACACCCAAUCGAAUUUGAUAUUGGUGAAGUAGUUUCCAAGUCCUACCCUAAACCAAAGUCAACAUCCAAUACAUGUUCCACUGCAAUUACAAAGCCAUCAACAACAGAUUCCACAACAACGGAUGCGACAACUACAGAUUCCACAACAACAGAUUCCACAACUUCCACUACAGAUUCAACAACUUGCAAAGUACCAAAGAAUGGUGAUGAAAAAAGCAAUGAAGAUUGUAGAUGUUGUGAUGAUUUCAAAUAUGUAUUUUGGUUUUGUGAUCUAAUUCCAAAAGAAGGUACAAAUAAAGAAUAA
Heterostelium album PN500 is the source of this 951-nucleotide messenger RNA. RefSeq lists its product as uncharacterized. The transcript has 2 exons. NCBI's taxonomy places the organism in Eukaryota, Evosea, Eumycetozoa, Acytosteliales, Acytosteliaceae. Bases 1 to 951 code for a protein of 316 amino acids. The record is from RefSeq and is a predicted model, not a curated record.